AUGGCUUUGCGGCGAGCGUUGCAGUUCCAGCCGGAGGACUUACCCACGCCGGACAGACCCCAUCGCCGUACUGCAGAAGUGGUGAAGCAAGUCGAGGUUCAUAUUCCGAAGUACAGCCUGCAACACUUUCCACGUACCCUGCCGGCGCAUGCAACACGCACGAAGGACUUGUUCAGGCUCUGGGUCAGGAGGCUCGACCCCGAGGACGUGGCAUACUGUCAGGACUUGGUGCGUGAAAGCACGCUCCUCGAUGGACAAUACGGGUCGAUCUGCAGUGGGAUGGACAUCGCUGCGACGGUCAUGAAGCAGUUCUGGGACUGGGCACGUUUCCACUGGGAGCUGGACUCGCCGGCAUUCACUCACAAGUUCGCCUGCGAGAAGGAGCCCGCCAAACGCCAGUUCCUUUUGACGACGGACAGGAAGAUCGAGCGCAUGUUCUGUAACGCGACGGACCUGGAAUAUGACAAGGAAAUCUGGGACUCGAAAACGAACACGUUCGUGCGCAUGCCACGCUGUACGGUCAUGACGGCGGGCUUCCCAUGUCAGGAUUGUUCUGUCCUGAACCCGUCGUCGUCCACGUCGGCCAACAGAUCCUGCGUUGCCGACGGCACUCUUCGCACUGGCUCCGUGCUGCAGGGCAUCGUUCACUACCUGCAGUCGACGGGCCUCGUCGGACCGAAUUUCUGUUUGUUUGAGAACGUCGCCGGACUGAAGACCAAGACCCGUAACGCCGACGGCAGCACUGGACCCUCCAACCUGGACCAUGUCGGACACUUGAUCAGCACAAAGACAGAUCGUUUGCUGCAUGUCUGGGAGUUGGACCCACGAAUGUUCGGUGUUCCACAAAGUCGAAAGCGGCUGUGGAUGACAGCCAUUCCACGCCGGAUCUUCGAGGGACUCCUUCCAGAACACGAAGUACAAAAGAUGCUGAACAGCAUCAUGGACACACUCCUGGGUCUGAAGGAGAUCUCGGUGUCGGAGUACCUGGUCAACUCGAGGUGCGUGCAUAUGGCGAAGUUCACCACGGAGUACAACAAGAAGUUGCAGCAGCUCCAAACACGACGGGCUCGUCGUCGCCGGGCAGAACGACAAGACUCACAGGUCGAGGAGUCGCAGGACACUCAGUCACAGCCGCAGGACAGACUGGUGGGAGAAUUCCGGCGACAAUCCUUCGCAUCAAGCCGGGCAACAAGUUUCAGCCACCUCAGCACAUGCUCGUCGGGCACCCGGACCCUGAAACGUGAGAAGAUCGUCACCAAGGACUGGUUAAAGAAAUUCCGCCGGGCAGCUCGGACACGGCCGUACCUCAAGUGCAUGACGGCCCGAAAACGCAGGACUUUGUUCAAGCUUGGCGUGAGGAACUUCCCAAGCGAGACUCUUCAGGUCGUCGACAUCUCGCAGGACAAGUUUGCCCACUUAACGAACCACUCGCCGUGCGUGACACCAAAGGGCGAGCGGUACUUGACAUCGGAGUGCCGGUGCAUGCUCCCAUUGGAGUCGUUGCGCUUGCAAGGGGCAUGGUUCACGGAGGACGACACACGACUGGAAAACUUCCCGCAGAGCCUGCUGGCAGAUCUUGCUGGCAAUGCUUUUGAAGCGAGCUGCUUCGCCGCGACGUUUUGGGCCACGCUGGUCUGCUAUGGACGACUCCGUGCCCUUAAUGAGAGCAGCAGGGCAGGUCGUGGUCCCCGUCGUGCACUUGAAGUGCCGGCACUGAGAAGGUACAACACACCGGAGUUCGACUCGCAGGUUCUUUUGGACUUCGAUGAUUCGGAGGACGAGGAGCGGACGGGCACCAAGCACCUGACUGUGCCGAACGGGGCAUACCCGCAAGCGGUAGAUUGGGAUGGCGACGACCACAACGAGCUUAUCCUUCUCCAGUGGGGGCCAGUAAACAAUUGGGACGAUCCACCCGACCCCGAUGCAAGGCACUGCUGGGUCAGGUACUUCAAGCAGCAAAACUGGCAGCUGACGGAACAACUCGGGGAAGCGAAUCCAUUCAGAGAUCUUCGGUUCCAGAUGAAUGUCUGGGAGGUUCGUCCAGCCUUUUCAGUGGUAGACUGGGAUGGAGAUGGCGACUGGGAUUGGUUGCUGCAAGACGACGAGGGCCUCUGGUUCUUGGAGUUCUCUGGAGGCGCGAUUCGAAACAAGUCGGCCAUCUUGCUGUUUGACAGCCUCGGCCAACCAGUACCAGGCGCCCUCUUGGCAGCAAAAGAGUGGCCUUUGUAUCCUUUCGCUGCUGUGGAUUGGGAUCAAGACGGAGAUCUGGAUCUGUUCGUCAGCGAUCCCCACCAACCCGAGCGAGUUGAGAUAUUGUACUUCGAACGAGUCAAUGGUUCUGCCUUGGUGCAAGCCAAUAGUCCGCUGGCCGGUUUCGACGCCACGCAUGUGAAAAACAUGGUUGUGGCAGACUUCGACGCAGAUGGAGCGAUGGAUGUUCUCUUCAGCAAGCAUCGGCCGGAUUUUUGCGAGCGGCCGCUGCUCGGCUUCCUGCAUGGCACGGAGGACGGGAACUUCGAGGACUGGAGUCAGAAUGGUGCGAACCCCUUCCUUGGGAUCGAAGGUUCCGAAGAUGAUGACGAAUAUGGCGACAUCUGCUGGGGUUUCAGUGGCGCUGCCUUGGCAGUCGCGGGCGGGAGCACGAAUGGGUUGUUGGAUCUGCUGGUCGCGACCGGACAAGUUUUCGGGGGGGAGUCCCACAUCUUCGUGUUCUCAUGGCACUUUACGAAGCAGCUGGUGGAGAGAACCGGUGGAUACACUCUCUUCCACAUCGACCGACGCAGGGCGCGCCCUGUGGUUGCAGAUUGGGAUGGAGAUGGCAUGACAGACUUGAUCCUCGGGUCGGUGUCCGGAUCCAUCGAGGUCUUUCCCCGCCGAGUGGACGGCAGCUUGGGUGCGCCGGAAGAAAUCCUCGAUCUGCCGGACGUUCCCGAUGCCCAGCCUGUUGUCAUUGAUUUCAACAACGAUACUCUCAACGAUAUCCUGGUUGUUGAUGGCACGUGGAAGGGAAGCGAGCUUCUCUAUUUCGAGCGCCUGCCGAACGGAAGCCUGGAAGAGAGGUUUCGGCUGAGACCCAAUUGGACACUCUGCUCUACAGUAGCUGUCGCAGACUGGAACAACGAUGGCUAUUUGGAUGUCCUCCUGCCCUGCAGCAACGACACUGCUUCAUCACUGUUGGUGUGGCAGUUCUUUCAGCAGCUUCCCAAUGGCUCCUUCCAGCAGCGUACAGCGCCCAUAGCUGAUUUGCACGAUGUCUCCAUCGGCCUCUAUUAUGUGUAUUUGCAGGCAAUCGACAUGAACUCGGACGGGACGAUGGACCUGAUGAUGAUGGACGGUUCGGCUUGGCGGCUGUUUCUAUCGCAGCCAGAUGGACAGUUGCUGGAAGUGAAUGUCAGCGAGUCGAUUGAUCUUGUCAGAGAGCUGCCGCACUUGUACGCUGGAGAGAGCUUUUUCUUGGCGGAUUGGGACUCGGAUGGCGAUGUGGACCUCUUGACCGGUGCCCUCGAUGAAGGGGAAGGAGGGCGUGCAGUUCGCCACUUUGACAACGGAUAUUGUCGACUAGAGCAACCCUGCACCGGCCGUGGUGCCUGUGGCUACUCCUCCGGCAAGUGCAUGUGCUUCGCCGGGCACUCCCUCUCUGACUGUUCCGCAUGCAGCAAGGGAUACCUUGAUCCAGCGAAGGUCAACGUUGGAAUCCCAGCAAUUGAGCACAUCAGGAAGUGUUUGGCCUGUCCGGGUGUGCCUGACACUUCGCCGUGCUCUGGUCGCGGUUUCUGCAGUGACGAUGUCUCAGCGAGAGGCAAACAUACGAACAAUGGAACCCGCGCGACCGUCUACGGGGACGGCACUUGCAAUUGCUCCGCCCCCUUCUCCGGCGAGAUGUGUGAGGUCGGCCUCUGCUUGCCGGGCCACAAGUAUGUGCAGGGAUCCGUCCUGCGCUGUGAGCCUUGUGAUCCAGGGUCUUUUGUUGAGAAGCACAGCCUGCAGCGCUACUGCAACAGCUGCCAGAGAAACACCUAUGCCAGUGCUCCUGGUAGUAGUCGAUGCCUUCCGUGUGAAGCCUUCUGGUGGCGGAUGGCGGUGACGGCAGAUAAAACCCGCUGCCAUGCAUCCUUCAUGAACGUGUUUGCCUCUGGCACUGUCCUCCUGCUGUCAUUCCUGUUCUUCGCCGUACUCUCACACUUGGCAUGUUGUUCCAUGCCCGUCGAGGACGUGCGGUUGAAGGAUGGCAUCCUCUCUCUGUCCACCCGUGGACGUCACUGGCUACUGCGGCCUGCCAGAGUUUUCUUCGAAGACACCGGGCACCCUCUCCUCGAUGGCAAGACGACCUACCUCGUAGAGGUGCAGAAUGACCGGGAGCUCACCUUGUGCGACUCACAAGGUGUCCCACUGGCGCUCGCAGCCGAUGCGUCCCAGGGCACCUGCCAAAUACACCGUGGCGACAACCUGCUGCGAAGGGGUGUCUUCGGAGUUCCUUUCCUCCUGUGCCUUUGGCUGCUUUCGAUCCUCUUGGCGACCACCUUCUUCCUCCUGGGCGUCGUAGCUUUCGAUGCAAUCAUGGCCCUGACAGGUCUGCUUCUCGCCGCCUUGGUCCACAGGUGGACCCACCCGACCACCUGUGAUUUGACUCGAGAUCGCAAACUCUUUGCUGCACGGCUGCGCUUCCACCGACCUUUUCCUUGCCCCAAAGGCCCAGAAAGAGGACUUGGAUUGGGCAAAAUUCAAGAUCUUUACGAUUUCUUCAGCGCCUACAUCGGUCAUCAGAGGAACAUGUACUACCUGUGCAGCAACAUCGUCAAGCCAUUGACUGCCCGAGACCGGUUGUCCUACGCAGAGUUGGCUGGGCCCUCCCCAGUGUCCUGGUUCGUUUCUCAUUACUGGGGCAUGCCAUUCCAGCACUUCGUCGAGUGCUUGAAGGGGCACGCUGCGGACCGGACGACAAGCUACUGGAUCUGCACUUUCGCAAACAACCAGUGGAAGGUGACCGAAGAGCUGGGUGAAGAGGUGCAGUGUUCGUCCUUCUACCUGGCUUUGCGGAGCAGUUCGUGUCAGGGCACCUUGGUGGUGCUCGAUGAGGAGGUGCUACCCUUGACGAGGUCCUGGUGUCUCUUUGAGCUCUUCCAGACCGAGAUGCUCAGCAGAGAAGGACGCGACUUCCAGGGACUCCUCCUUGGAACUUCCACGGGUGUCAUGAACUACGGCCAGAGCAGCGUCGAUCUUGCAUUGAAGAUCAGCAAGAAACUGUCCACCUUGCGCCUCCAAGAUGCCCAGGCUAGCUGUCCCCACGACAAGCGCAUCAUUGACGAAGCAGUGGCGAAUCACCCAGGUGGCUUCGAAGCUGUUAAUUCCUUCCUCAUCGAGUCGGUACAGGCCGCGCUACACCAGACGGAAGUGCGCUUCCGAGAAGAUUUUGCUCGCUUGCAUCAGGACCUCAGUCGAGCUCGAUUUGAAGCCGGAGCGAAUCAAACAGAAGCCAGCACGGCAUUGCCACACCCAUCGCAUCAGGUCAUCGGGAUUCCGGUACUUCGGAAUUUGUUCUGCAGGGCUUUGGGGGUUUAG
Molecule: messenger RNA, 5559 nt
Organism: Symbiodinium sp. CCMP2592
Lineage: Eukaryota; Dinophyceae; Suessiales; Symbiodiniaceae
Source: the annotation of a GenBank genome assembly